CCCAUUCCAAUCUCCUUUAACGGCCGUCCCUGCGAGCCCCGUUAAGCUCCGAAAAGACCCCUACAUCCUCGGAAUUCACGGCAUAAUACGUGCCAUCAAGUCCAACGUCGCGGGCCGUCUCCCUCUCUCAUUCAUAGACCUCUUCAAUGACCUCGGCCACACCUUCGGCGUGAAGCGUUUUGGCGUCCGCUCUAUUAUGACCCGCGACCACCGCAACAUCCAAGCAAUGCUAGCCACACAAUUCGACGAUUUCGGCCUCGCCCACGAGCGCCGCGCGCACCAGGCCAUUCUCGGCACCCGUGGAAUCUUCACGCAAGACGGCCCCGAGUGGAAAGAGUCCCGCGCGCUCCUCCGGCCCUCCUUCGACCGGGCGAGUGUCGCAGACCUCAGCGCCCUCGAAACCUUCGUCACCCGGAUGAUUGCAAAGAUCAAGGCCUCGCCCGGCAGUGAUGGCUACCAUGAGGUUGAUCUUCAGGCCCUGCUUCUCGAACUGACAAUGGACGCUUCUACCGACUUCCUUUUCGGCUCCCCCAUCGGCGCGCAGGAAGGCACGGUCUCCACCGAGGGCGAAAUGUCCUUCUCGGAAGCCUUCGACGUAUCCCAAGACGUCGUUUCGAUCCGCUUCACACUGAAUGACCUCUACUGGCUCGUGAACCCCAAACGCUUCCGCAUCGCCAUCACCGUCGUCCACAAGCUCGUCGGACACUACGUCGCCCGCGCCCUCCAAAAGCACAGCUCCAACAGCAGCGCAGAAAAGCCAUACACCAAAGACACCUCCACCUCCGGCAAAUACAUCUUCCUCGAAGCCCUCUCCCAAAAGACGCAAAACCCCCAAGUCCUCCAAGACCAGAUCCUCAGCGUCAUGAUGGCCGGCCGAGACACCACCGCCUCAACUCUCACAUGGGCCUUCCACGUCCUCUCCCGGCACCCGGAAGUGCUACAGAAGCUGCGCAAAGAGAUACUAGACACCAUCGGCCUACAACCUCCCACACAGCCUGAUCUCCGCGACAUGGUCUACCUGCGCCACUUCCUGCACGAGGUGCUCCGCAUGUAUCCCCCCGUCGGAAUCAACUCCCGCAGCGCGCUACGCACCACCACCCUCCCAUACGGCGGCGGUGCCGACGGGAACGCGCCCAUUGUGGUGCAGAAGGGCGAGAGGGUCAUGUACUCUGUCUUUACGGUGCACCGGCGGGAAGACGUAUAUGGCCCCGAUGCUGGGACGUUCCGGCCCGAGAGAUGGGGGGAGGAGGCGAUGAGGAAGGUCGGGUGGGCAUGGCUUCCGUUUAACGGGGGGCCGAGGGUGUGUCUGGGGCAGCAGAUGGCGCUGACGAUGGCGGGGUAUGUGGUUGUGAGAUUGCUGCAGGCGUUUGGGGAGGUGGGGGAUAAUGGGGUGCCUGGGGGGGAGGUCAGGUAUGCGGUUAAGAUUAUUAUGGUGCCCGGGCAGGGGUUGAAGGUGAAGAUGAGGUAG
Messenger RNA from Morchella sextelata, 1468 nucleotides. RefSeq lists its product as uncharacterized. NCBI's taxonomy places the organism in Eukaryota, Fungi, Ascomycota, Pezizomycetes, Pezizales, Morchellaceae. The annotation marks the transcript as partial. The transcript has 2 exons. Gene Ontology annotation, molecular function: heme binding; iron ion binding; oxidoreductase activity, acting on paired donors, with incorporation or reduction of molecular oxygen. The record is from RefSeq and is a predicted model, not a curated record.